AGAACACGUUCAUGGUGAGUCCUGAUGCUUUUCACUCAAACACUAAAAGAAAAUCUGAGGCGACAACAUGAGACGGCUGGACCGACUCUGAAGCGUCUGCAUGAUGAAUCGUCCACAGAGCUACACAGAAGGUGAAGCUGCUGCCUCUCGACAUGAGAAAGCAAACAGAAGCUGGAAGCUGGUCCUGCUGGUUCUUUCUGCUCUGCUGGCAGCUGCUCUCAUCGUUAUUUACCGUCUCGCUUUUGCUAAUUUGAUGAUCAAUCAAACCCUCCAAACCCUGAAAGAGGAGAAUGAAGCUCUGAGGAAAAAUCUCUCAGUAUAUAAAUCUGGAAGAACAAUCCUGACAUGUCCACCACCUCCAACAUGUCCACCGCCUCCAACAUGUCCACCGCCUCCAACAUGUCUACCGCCUCCAACAUGUCCACCACCUCCAACAUGUCCUCUUCCUUCUACGUCUCCACCACCUGGACUAAACCUCAAUGAGAAAUGUCUGAAGUGUGAAGCAGGCUGGGAGCUUCAUGGAGUAAAGUGUUAUAAUUUCACCACCACUAAAUCAUCCUGGAACAACAGCAGAGAUGGAUGUAAACUUAAAGGAGGAGACCUGGUGAAGAUAGAGAGCAGGGAGGCGCAGAAAUUCCUGGAGGCAAGACUGAGAGAGAAAAUGGAGAAAGAUCAGGACAAGUUCUGGAUCGGACUGACAGACUCAGAGGAAGAAGGAAGAUGGUUGUGGGUGGACGGAUUGUCUCUGGACACAUGUUUGAAGUUUUGGCACAGCAAUGACCCGGAUGACUGGAAAGGUGAUAAUGGGGAAAAUGCUGAUGGAGAGGACUGUGCGAGGAUGGGGGAGAGAGGAGGAGCUGCUGAUCUGAAGUGUUGGUUUGAUAAAUCCUGCAACGUCCCUCAUAAAAGUAUUUGUGAGAAAGCAGCAGAAAAUAGAUGAAUUUAAUCUGUAAGAGGUUAAAGUUUCAGCUUGUAAAACAAUCUCAGUUCAGGAUCCAGAAGCUGCAGCGAUGCUGUUUUUAUAAAGCUAAACAUUUAAUUUUCCUUCCAGACAUGUUGAAACAAACAUAAAAUACUCUCAUUUCAUUCUUUGUCUUCUUUAUUUUCUUAUUAUUACAACAGCAGGAUCUCUUGAAUAAUUAAUAUUCGUGCACAUUUAAGAAAAUGAUUUAUUAGUUUUGUGAGACGUUUCAGCAAAGUGAGAUUUAUUUCCUGCUGCAG
Molecule: messenger RNA, 1221 nt
Organism: Melanotaenia boesemani (Boeseman's rainbowfish)
Lineage: Eukaryota; Metazoa; Chordata; Actinopteri; Atheriniformes; Melanotaeniidae
Product: collectin-12-like
Exons: 8
Coding region: 101-940 (279 amino acids)
Source: RefSeq, a predicted model, not a curated record